GUGAGCUGUGAUUGGUCACAGCUUGUCACAUGGUACAAGGUUGUUGUGAAUAGCCUUGUACCAUGUGAUCUCUGUGAUCAUUCACAGAUUUCACAUGUAGUAAGCAAUGAUGUGACAGAAGUGACAUCUUUUUUACUACUUUCAUGUGAUCACUGAUUGGCCAAUCAGUGACCACAUGAAUCGGGACCUCACACAGAGGUCCCGUACAACGAUCGGUGUUCCAUUGUGUUCGGAGGACACAGCGGGCACCGGAUCGCGGUGCUGCGUGCUCCUAGGGAGUGCGCACGAGCAGGUGGCAGGGAGGCCAUUUAUA
Molecule: messenger RNA, 313 nt
Organism: Staurois parvus
Lineage: Eukaryota; Metazoa; Chordata; Amphibia; Anura; Ranidae
Source: the annotation of a GenBank genome assembly